Ceratosolen solmsi marchali is the source of this 1519-nucleotide messenger RNA. RefSeq names its product transcription factor p53 (gene p53). Gene Ontology annotation, molecular function: RNA polymerase II cis-regulatory region sequence-specific DNA binding; DNA-binding transcription factor activity, RNA polymerase II-specific. The coding region runs from base 344 to 1429 and encodes 361 amino acids. Lineage: Eukaryota; Metazoa; Arthropoda; Insecta; Hymenoptera; Agaonidae. Gene Ontology annotation, biological process: regulation of transcription by RNA polymerase II; apoptotic process. The record is from RefSeq and is a predicted model, not a curated record. Gene Ontology annotation, cellular component: nucleus. The transcript has 3 exons.
UUCUCACUUAUUUGUUUGCUUGAAAAAGAGAUUCAAAUGAAUACAACCCUAACGAGCUAUGGCCGUCUUCAUCCUUAGUUGAACUGUUAAUUCCCGUAAGGCGUAGUCUAACUUUCAGCUUCGUAAGUGAGUUCAUUCUCGUCAUUGCCUUCAUUCUAAUUGGACCUUUGGUCAAUAGCAAAAUAAAAAAGGACUUUUGGCGGCAGUGAAUGCUAAAGCAAGUGUGCGUGCCUCGCGGAAAAAGUAGCGUGCAUGGUUCUGUUUUCGAUGGUGUGCAAUUCAAAGAGCAGCAUUUGUUUAUGGUGCAAUAAAAGACUACGUGCCUCCGGAUUAUCCGAUAAAAAUGACCAAAGAAGGGUCAUUGUUCACCAGCUCCCAAGAGGAAGCCUUAUUACAAGAAUAUAUGACAAUAAAAGAUUUCGAUGGACAGAUAGAUAUUGACCCCUUGCAGUUUACAUUUUCACUGGAUAAUCUAUCACAAGAACUAAAUAGCCAGCAACUGACCAACUGCAAUUAUAGCGAUGAACAGCAAAUUAAUAUCGACGAGAAAUUUACAUUGCAUCAAAAUAUUUCAAUAAUGCAACAUCCAACAGUAACUCCAAUAUUAGGGAAAGAAGAGUUCGCUGGUCAAUUUAACUUUCAAUUAAUUCUCAAUCAUCAAAAUAGUGGAAAGCAUUGGGUCUACUCGGAAAAGUUAUCAAAGGUGUUUAUACAUAUGGAACAAGUACUGCCUCUUCAAUUUCAAUGGACACCACCAGCGGAUGGUCUUUGGGUGAGAGCAACCAUGGUGUAUAAAUUAGAUCAGCACAGAUCUCAGCCUGUUCUCAGAUGUCACAAUCACAUGGCACCUGAUAAUAGUAGUAAUCGCAAUAUUGAUCCAAGACAAGUAAAGCAUGUAAUUAGAUGCCUUCACAAUACCAGUAGUUAUGAAGAAGCUGGAAAUGGGCAUUUAUCGGUUUUGACACCAUUGGGAAUGCCGGAGGCCGGAGUACAGAAUGUACCCAUGGAUUUUGUAUUUUAUUGUAAAAACAGUUGCACAUCAGGAAUGAAUCGAAGGCCAACCGAAUUAAUUUUUACACUUGAGACUGAACAGAAUCAGAUUUUAGGAAGACGCAAACUCGAGGUUCGAGUUUGCAGUUGCCCAAAGCGUGAUAAAGAAAAGGAGGAAGGUGAAAAUGAUGCUUCAGUGUCUAUCGGAUCUGGAAAGAAGCGGAAGGCAACAACACCAAUUCCUGUACUACCACCACCUGGAAAGAAAGUGUCCACCGACAAUAAAGUAUAUUCAUUAAAUUUAGAGGUUGUUGGUAGAGAGAAUGUAAAUGCUAUAAUCAAAUAUGCACAUGAUGUAAUGGCCGGUGCGGGAAUACGAAACGAUAACAUCGAUCUGUAUAAGCCGUAUAUGGACGAAGUAUUGCGAAAGUAUCAAUAACUCGAUUACCUGCAUGGAUUGUUUGUAAAAGAAUAUGAAAUAUCAAUAUGUGGUUUAUUCUAUUAAUUAAAAAUGUUAGAGAAACAUUUA